AUGGAUCUUCGCAAUGUGGGGAGCAUGGCUGUUGCCGUCAAGACAUUGCCAGUGGCCCCAUUUGCUGAGAAAGAGUCGUGGAACUGGAGGUCCAAGCGAUCACAACAGAACACGACCCCUUGGGUAGGCAAAACAGUCUUCAAAAUCAAGGACCCAAAUCGCAAGCUUAGGUUUAGUGACAAGGUCCGCGUUUACCAAGUCCCAAUGGACAAAUGCAUCAAGUUGAUUCGCAAGCCAAGACAGUUCUCUGUAUGCUACUUAGAUGAAAGGUCCUGCCCUAAAUCAUCCAAAGAUGACAGAGAGUACGCCAAGAACGUAGCCUUAGAGUUGGCCAACGUCGUUCAAGCUUCGUUGCGUGGCGAAAGCGUAGACUGUGACUACGAGUGCGAGGACGAAACGUCACUCACAUGCGAAUGCUGUGAGAACUUCGGCCGCGCAGCCGAGCUCGCCUGUCCGAGAGUAAGCCGCCCAUAUGGGUUGGCCGGGGUAAGCGAGGAAGCUGAAGAAGAGCCAGCGCCCGAGGUCGAGCACCCCGACCCCGAGGUUGAAGCUGCAGCAAAAGCGGUCGAAGACAAGGUCCACAUCCGUGAGCUUCCCAACAAGGCGGCCAAAUUCGACAGGCCGUCUGAAAUUGCCAUCAGGGACGCGACCGAGGCACCACGCCUGGAGGACCAGGACUGCGAGUGGGACCCGGAUGCUCCUGAGUCAUGGCCAGACACGAAGGGCGAGGGAGAAGGCAUCGCAGCUAAGAUGACCAAGCACGACCCCACUAGGACGUUCCUGGCCGCCUCCCGCGAGUCCAUCUACCAGUCUGCAGCAACUGAGCUCGGCAUCAACAUCACAGAGCUGUGUUCGGCCGAUCUCAGGAAGUGGGUCAAGCUGCGCAAGAAGCACGGCUUCCACGGCUCCGCCGAUAAAUUUGACAACGUGGACGAGUAUGCCUUGAAGUCAUUGAAGGCGGGACGCAGCCGCAGGAUGUGCUGCGUGGAUGACUGCCUCGUGAAUGCAUACUUGCCCAGUGCCGGGCGGAGUUGGGAGCAAAGAACCCUCGGUUACGGCUCUCGGGCUGGAAACCGCGGGGACGCCAACAGCUUGGCGAGGCUCACAUUUUUCACCGCAAGUGCGGAUGACAUGGUAGCAGCGAACUUGAUCGCACAACACAAGGAUCCUCUUUUUGCGAUUGAGUGGCUGGGAACUUUCCUUAACACCUCCGACUUCAUCAAGGUGUGCACCUCGACCUUCACUGGUGAUGUGGCAAUCCCUGAUCCGAAGGAGCGGGAUCUCACUGAGUGGGUGCAGACGUUGCUAAGCAACCAACUCCCCCACGCAGAGCGCUUCGUCCAAGAGAAGGAGAAGGACAAGGAGAGGGCCCGAGCCGCUCAGCCCAAAACGGCCACUGCCCCCUACCGUGCAGAGAAGGGCAGAGGCAAAGGCCAAAGCAGCAGUCGCUACUGGGAUGAUCGUUCCUGGAGCGACAACUACUGGGGCCGAGGAAAAGCCAAGUCGCAACCGGUUGCGUCUUGGCUUUUCCCAUACAAACAUGCACAUGACCUGUCCAAGUGCAUCCACCUGCUGUUUUCUGUAGGAAAAGCCAAGCCGCAACCGGAUGCCAUGGCAGAGGUCGAGGAGCUGGCAGAACAUCUUCGUUCUGCAGUCAAGCGCUUAUCGAAGAGUCACGCCAGGGAGAUCGAGGAUGCCAAGAAGGUCGAGUGUCUGACUGAGAAGGUUGCCAGCUGGCAGUCGGAGCAUGCCGCGGCACUGGAGAGAAUCGCAUCCCUUGAGGCCAAGGGCAACGAGGACCUGCGCAGUUUGGCGUAUUGGAAGUCCGAGCACGCAAAAGCUGUAGCAGAAGCACGUGACGCAUCGCAAGCUGCGGAAAGAGAGAAAGCCGCGAUGCUCCGGCGACACUGUCUAUCGAUCCAGGACCUGCGGCGCGAGCAGGCGCGGCUCAAUGACCAAGCUGUUCCCCUGGGACAGCGUCGCCGCGCAGCUGCUGUACCACUCUCAUCUUUGCGCGGGCCAGGAGCUCCUCAAUUUGGGGGAACUGCGGCCUCGGUGAUCUCGCAAGUUUGGUUGUGGGGCUUCGGGCUUAAAGUCUCCAAGAUCAUAAACCUGAGCCCCGAAUCCUAA
Messenger RNA from Symbiodinium natans, 2130 nucleotides. The record is from the annotation of a GenBank genome assembly. NCBI's taxonomy places the organism in Eukaryota, Dinophyceae, Suessiales, Symbiodiniaceae.